Molecule: messenger RNA, 231 nt
Organism: Acanthisitta chloris (rifleman)
Lineage: Eukaryota; Metazoa; Chordata; Aves; Passeriformes; Acanthisittidae
Product: tubulin alpha chain
Exons: 2
Biological process (GO): mitotic cell cycle; microtubule cytoskeleton organization
Cellular component (GO): microtubule; cytoplasm
Molecular function (GO): GTP binding; structural constituent of cytoskeleton
Source: RefSeq, a predicted model, not a curated record
UUCAACACCUUCUUCAGCGAGACGGGGGCUGGCAAGCACGUGCCCCGUGCCGUCUUCGUGGACCUGGAGCCCACGGUGAUCGAUGAGGUGCGCACGGGGACAUACCGACAGCUCUUCCACCCCGAGCAGCUGAUCACAGGCAAGGAGGAUGCAGCCAACAACUAUGCUCGUGGGCACUACACCAUCGGCAAGGAGAUCAUCGACCUGGUCCUCGACCGCAUCCGCAAGCUG